AUGGCAAAAAUUCUUUCUUUUCAGACCCCACCCCUAUACAAUUGGCCGCCAAUCGCUAAUCUAUUGACCCGCUCUCACAAGCUCAACGAUCGUGACCAUGCUGGCCUAGCUGAUGGCACCGCCGCUCCCGAAGAGCAUCUACCUCGCUACUUUGCAAAGAGUGGCCAUGUCGAUGCCGACCCUAGGAAAACCAAGAAAGAUGGUGGCGGAAAGGGCAAUUGGGGCCGUUCUGGAGACGAAGUGCAGGACUACGGAUAUACCUUCACCAACGCCAGACGUCGUUCCAACAGCAGCACGCAAGGGCUGGCAGAUUUCAAGACCAAGUUCGAAACUAUUGAAACGGAUCCGGUCUUCGAGGAGGAAGUACAUGGCCCGCUUGAGGAUAUCGACGGUGUGGAUGGGGUUAGGGUCAAGACCAAUGAUAGUAGCAGCACCAGCGCCACCAGCGAGGAGGACAUUGAAGUGAAGAAGGCUUAG
Histoplasma capsulatum G186AR is the source of this 477-nucleotide messenger RNA. RefSeq lists its product as uncharacterized. The transcript has 3 exons. Lineage: Eukaryota; Fungi; Ascomycota; Eurotiomycetes; Onygenales; Ajellomycetaceae. The record is from RefSeq and is a predicted model, not a curated record. The coding region runs from base 1 to 477 and encodes 158 amino acids.